AUGCGCAUGAACGCAUGCAUCUGGAUGCAUGUGUUCUCAUUCUCGUUCUCGGUCCCGGAUGCACGCAUCUGCAUGCACCCAUGCGGCAUCGAGUGCAUGUCGCUCCUGCCUCUCCGGAACUUGAGGGUCCGCGAUAUGACAGAACGGUUGGACAACAUCCGUCGAGCCUACCACACCCUUGGAGAUCGGGUGAACGUUACUCUGCGAACACAAGUUGGGGAUGUACAGCGAUUGAGAAUUGUACGUUCUCAAGCACUCUCGCUUGCCUCUGCUGCUGAAGUGCACCGCUCUGUCAUUCCUCCGGCUGAACUGGUUCAACUUCGGUCCAACAUUGCUGCCAUUAUUGAGGACCUGGACGCGGCUUCCCAUCGUUCGUCCGAUCCCGCUGAUAGACCCCCUCUCGAGGUCGUCAAGCGAACUCGCACUGGCACGCGGGGCCGCCCAAAGAUCACCAUUGAGCCGGCCUUCUUUAAGUUCGCCAUGGACAUGGGGUCGAACUCGGACCUCAGACGCUUUUUCAACUGCUGUACGAGGACAGUGCGUCGUCGCGCCAUAGAGCACGAACUCAGCAUACUCGGUUUACCCGUGUACACAGAGCUGCAGGCCACGGAUGGCUCCCUGCUUCGUCAGUAUCGCUCAGCCCCAGCCCGUCCCUUGACGUUGUCCGACGAUGGGCUUGACCACGCCAUUGGGAAUAUCCUGGAGGUGUUCCCUCACUUUGGACGUAGGAUGAUCCAUGGCCAUAUCAAGGCUCAGGGUCAAAGUAUUGCACGCAAGCGCAUAGAAGCCUCGUACGAGCAAGUGCUUGGUGCACCGGCCGUCUUCGGUGCUCGACGUCCACUAGUGUGGCGCAAAUAUUCAGUACCUGGCCCACUUUCCCUUGUUCAUCAUGAUGGACAGCACGGGCUCAUCCACUUCAAACUCAUUACACAUUGCUUCAUUGACGGCUAUUCGCGCCGUGUACGGGGGGACCAUGGCACCGAGAAUCUCGGCGUAGCGCAGUGGAUGGAGGAAAAUAAGGGUUUAGAUCGGGGAUCAUACAUCUGGGGCCGGGGCGUUCAUAAUACCCGGAUUGAACGUUUAUGGGUUGAUGUGACCUCCGGGUACGGUGAGAAGUGGCUUGUAUUUUUCUGUCAGCUCGAGAUACACUGGGGGUGGGACAUCCACAACCCUGACCAUGUGUGGCUACUUCACCAUCUAUUCCUACCCGCCAUCAACCAACAUGCUUUGGAGUGGGCAGAGGCAUGGAAUGCACAUCGUAUCUCAAUGCAGGAUUCUCGUCCCCGAAGCCCACGGGAUAUGUUCACCUUUGGGAUGGUCCAGGAAGGCCCACGUGGACUCGAGCAAUUCUUAGAGCCAAUUGAUGACCUUACUGGCGAGUCCCUAGACGAUUUUGGCAUUGAUUGGGGCACCUAUCGGGAUGACAGAAUCAUGUCACAUUUUUUUGAGCACAACCCCAUUGAAAGUGCAACAUUUACCCCGAGUCUUGUGGAACUGAGUCAACCAACCGCGCAUGAGGAGAAGACUUUGACGGAGGCGGAGAAACAGGUGACAGCGCUCCGCUGGCAACCAAUCUUGCAACGUCUUGAUCUGUUUGCAAGUACACGUGGCGUACAGCGGAGUCAUUACGAGUAG
Messenger RNA from Sparassis crispa, 1635 nucleotides. RefSeq lists its product as hypothetical. The transcript is spliced from 6 exons. The record is from RefSeq and is a predicted model, not a curated record. Lineage: Eukaryota; Fungi; Basidiomycota; Agaricomycetes; Polyporales; Sparassidaceae. Bases 1 to 1635 code for a protein of 544 amino acids.